AAACCAUACUCGUACUCGGGUGCGAUGAUAAUAAAAACUUAAGCGCGUGCAUCGACCCCAGUGCAGAGGGAGGUAGUACCUUGCCGAAAAAGGUACUAGGACGCGACUCGUGACGCGUGACCACGUGAGUUAACUUUCACCAUGGACGUCGACCUCUACUUCAUCAAACAGCAAUUCACCCUCGGCGCAUACCCCGCCCUCUUAUCACUCCAACUCCCCGAUCCUUCUUCAUCAGACUACAUCCCUAUUCUCCUCUACAAGGUCCGUGCACACCUGGCCAUCGGCGAUAAUGCAUCCGCACUCGCCCUCCUCCCUACCGACACAGAAAAUGUAGCACUCAAAGCAGCAGCGGCACUCGCAAAGGGCGAGCAAGGCUUAGAAACACUCCGCGACUUGUGCGUAGAGAUAGAAGCAGAUCAAGACUCUAGCGAUUGGGAGAAACAAACCGUUCAAGUACUAGCUGCGACCGCAUUCGUGCGUGCAGGCGAAAUAGAAGAAGCACUCGAAACACUCCGUACUGAAGGCAUACCUGGUGACGAAGAAGCUGCGCUGUUAACUCAAGUAUACCUCUCACUAGCUCGUCCAGCACUCGCACAAAAGGUACUGGCACCAGCAUUGAAAGCAAACCCAGACGCACUCGUCCUCCAACUCGCAGAAGCAGCCAUCUCUCUCGUAACAGGCUCACAAGGCACAAGCGGCGAACCAUACGCACCCGCACUCUCAUUCUACAACGAACAAGUAGCAAAUCCAUCCAUAUCCUCCCCUGCCCUCCUAGUCGGAAGAGCAGUAGUCCGUAUCCUCCGGGGCGAACUCUCUUCUGCCCAGAGCGAUUUGGAAGAAGCAGAAUCAAUCCUCUCCCGCGCUAAAUGCGACCAAGCUUCCAGCGAUAUGCUCGCUGCUAUGGUCGUAGCUGCAGGCUUGAGCGACGCCAAAAAGGGCGAGGCUGAUCAGCUAUGGAGCCGCCUUUUAAAGCAACACCCUUCCCAUCCCUUGGUCGCAGAUAUCGCUGCCAAAGAUCUUUUGUUCGAUCAAUGCGCUUCCAAGAUUCAAGUUCCUCUUAGAGCAGUCGCUGUCGCUUAGAAUCAAUUGGGAUUUCACCUUGCCUGUGUAGAUCAUCGUCACCCGUGUAAUGACCAUAGGAUGGUGCAACGAGACUAAUCUCAGAUCAAUUAGGCGUGACAUCGAACUAGAGCCUAUCACGGAACUUGCUUAAAAAUCUGUCUUGUCAUAUGUGAAAAUGAAUCGUAGAAAUUUAUGU
Messenger RNA from Suillus discolor, 1258 nucleotides. Its product is annotated as coatomer epsilon subunit-domain-containing protein. NCBI's taxonomy places the organism in Eukaryota, Fungi, Basidiomycota, Agaricomycetes, Boletales, Suillaceae. Bases 142 to 1080 code for a protein of 312 amino acids. Gene Ontology annotation, molecular function: structural molecule activity; protein binding. The transcript is spliced from 4 exons. The record is from RefSeq and is a predicted model, not a curated record. Gene Ontology annotation, cellular component: COPI vesicle coat. Gene Ontology annotation, biological process: retrograde vesicle-mediated transport, Golgi to endoplasmic reticulum; endoplasmic reticulum to Golgi vesicle-mediated transport; intra-Golgi vesicle-mediated transport.